GACCAGGGUUACUGUUGAUCGGGUUACCCUCCCGGUUAGUUUGACCCUCCACCGUCUAUCCUUUAUCUCACCGCUCUUCUUCUCCAAUCAUAUUCAAUCGCCGACCCAGCUGAUUCUACAACAUAAGACCGCUUUCUCCACCGUCUUAUCUCAUCUAUUCGUUUUUCCUAUCACCGCCUCCAUCACAUUUGGGCUCAAUGUUGUAACGGUGUUGGAGGGGAGCUGGUGAGAGCGGCGGCAAACCGUACCGCUGAGACCAUCGUCACCCUAUAAGCCGUCGGUCACCACCAUGUCAAGUUUCUCUCUUCAAGCUUCUUCUGAUUCGUCCACCGCCUCAUCCAUACCUUCAAUUUUAUACUUCCUAUUUUGCUCUAGACCUAUCGACCCCAUUCCUUAAUGUGUUUCUUCAUUCAAUUACUAUGUUCUCAGGUUUAUGGUUCGAAUUGAGUUAUAUUGUUGAUUUAGGGUUCGAAGUCUCCUACGAUGCUAGGGCUCCAAUGGGUCGGCCGAUGUUAUGAUCAAUCGAUGAUUGCCUCCAAAAUUUGAGUCACGAUUUCUCAGUCAGUGGCAUAGAUAGGAGCCUGUUAAGGUGAACCUGUGCUCGAUUCGUAUAGCAGAGUAAACUUUGAAGAAGGCCAUCUGGUUUCUCCUUCCUUCAUCUCUGAUUACAUCCAUGGAGUAUGAAGCUUGAUGUGGUUCUGGAGUAUCAAGAGGUGCUGUUUCGAGGUCUAUGGCAGCGAAACCGCAGCUGCCGACGGGGGUGGCUGAUGGAGGUAAUAGUGGCAGUAUCCGGUCAGGUUAGGGUUGGAUUCUAUAUCACUGGAGGUUCACAGCAGCUUGAAGGCUGGAAUGUCUUUAGGUUUGGUUCCACAUCAAGUGUUGAUUCUCAUGAACAACAAAAAAGAAAGCAAAGACAUUUAGAUGCCUAUGCUUUUGGGGCUGAUAAGGUUGCAGCAGACUAUCUUGAAAAGCAUGAUCAUGAUCUUAUAUACACAACUCGAUCUUAUAUAAAGAGCUCAGUCGGUAUACAUAACAGGUCAAGGCGAAUCCCAUCGUUGCUGCAGCUGAUGAUAACCGCCACCACCAUUGCCGCAGCCGCCUACAUCUUGAUUCAACAUCAGCAAAUAGAGAGAACGAAUAAUUUGCCUUCAAUUGCCCUGAAACUAAAAACAUCUGUCAAGCCUACAUGCGAUGAUGAACAACCUCAGACGGUGCACAAAAUGUUUUCUCACUCUUUCUUUAAUUUUAAGCUUUUGCUUAUUAUUGGUUUAAUCUGUGAUAUGAGGAAUGGACAACGGAAGAACCACGGGUGGUUUAAGGUAAAUAGAUGUGGUGGAGAAAUCAGUAAAAGUUACAGGUCUGUGUUGGUUAUAACAAAAUUGAAUGAUUUGAUUUGAGGAAGUUAAAGAGAAAGUAAGAAGAAUUCCCGCACAGACGUGUGAAGAUUUUGUGAAGCCUUUCCAAAUAAAUAUGGAAGAGGAGGACUGUUGCUUCACAAUGAGCGGUUGAGUACUGGAUGUUUACCCAACACCUCUCCACAGAUGUUCAACAGACUAUGAUUUUUGUAGCUUACUACACUAAAGGGGUAAAAUCCAACUUUUGGACUUAUAUACCCUUUUGUUGAAGAGCUAUAACAAAGCCAAACAAAAGAACAACAACUUUCCGAGCGAACUUAAGUCUCACACGAUAAAAUAAAGGUAGCAUUGGAUGCUAAACUUUAAGUCUGCUCAAGCUAAACAAAUGGUCUCUGGUAUUAUGGGCACUUUUUUACUUACUUUGUUAUCCCAUUUAAUGAAUGAUCAUUUGUUAUAUAAAAGACUUAAUAUGUAAACAUGUAAUCCUGUUAACACAAUUAAUGAAUCGACAACAGCAGUGUAAACAUUGAGAUAAUUACACAAAAAAUAUAAUUGAGAACAGCAGU
Lactuca virosa is the source of this 1921-nucleotide messenger RNA. Lineage: Eukaryota; Viridiplantae; Streptophyta; Magnoliopsida; Asterales; Asteraceae. The record is from the annotation of a GenBank genome assembly.